ACCCAUAUGACCUGCUCUUUAAAUCUUUGUGGGGAGACUAAUGUUUUAGACUUGACUUAGUAAUAUGCCUAAAUUUAACUAAAUUUAAAUUUGAUAAGUUUAAUUUUUCUAUUGAACCCAGAAAAUUAUUUAGUAUAGGUUUGCAACAACUUUGCCUUAUUCAUUUUAUCUCAAGGGGGCACUAUGUCAUAUAUUGUCAGUCCAUGUUUACAGCAUGAAUGCUUGCUCUGCUGCAUUGUGCAUCUUAUUGUGCAGCUAGUGGAUUGGGAGAUUUCCUGAAUUCUCUCUCGCUUUCUAAUGCGUCUUUCAAAUCGAACACUAAUAAACUUAGUCAUGUGGUACCGUUGUCUUCAUUUCAUAGGACUUUCUUCCUUUUAAUAUUUCAUUGUGCUGAUUGUUUCAUAUUUUCAGGUUACAGCCGACCUAUCAGUCAACAAAAUCCAACCUCCAACAUCUCUGGCACACCUGCUAUUUCUCCUAAUAAUUCCACCACAUCCACUCCUGCCACCUCCCAGCCUCAGCCUACCACACCAAUCACUCCAGUUUUUCCUGGCAUGGUCCCAUCCCAGAACCCUGUAACCCCCUCGCCUACUCCUGCCCCCUUGCCCUCAGUCAUCAAAGGGCCUCCUGUCCCAGCUGGCUCUCCCCAAGUUGCCUCAAACUCCAGUGGCCACACCACGCCAGUUCCUUCUCCGUUUCCUGGCAUGCCCCCUUCUGGUCGAAACACCCCUUCAGUCAUUAAAAGUCAUACCCCAUCUGGAACACCCUGUGGAACACCCGGGCCAAGUACAACCAUCCCUUCUUCUCCCUUCCACAGUGCUCCCCACUCAGAAACACCUACUGGUGGACUCACAUCUACUCCCAGAGCAACUGGUGAUCCCUUGACUCCUCAUGGAGCUAUGGGAUUACACUCAAAGAAGGGGUACCCACCCUCCUCAGAUUCCCAGUCAGCACUUUUGCUCCCUGGCACUCCCUCUACCCAGUCACAUUCAGUUAUCCGUAGUUACACACCCUCAGGGAUGUCCUCCCUCACUCCUGGACGUUCUACUCCCAGCAUGCAAGGUGUUGGUGGAUUACCAGUGGCGCCUGCGGCUUCUAGUCCUAAGCCCUCUCCUGGACUGACCUCUCAGACAGCCAUGAGUAGCCCUACUGGAGCUUUGUUUAUUGACCAACAUGCUAGCUCCAUGGCCCGGCAAAGUGGAGGUAGUGGAAGCAACAGUCCUGUCCCUUCUGCUUUCAAAGGUCCCUCCCGCUCUGGCACUCCUUCUCUUAGCUCUCUAGUAAUGCCAAACUCUGCUGUUCUUGCCCGACCCCUUGGCAUGGCCCAUGGUGCUGCCUCGCCACAGUCUUCUUUACCCAGCACUGCUGGUGUAUCUGGACUCCACAAUCUUUCCUCUGCUCUGGGCUCUCAGGCUAGAAGCAGCCCUUCUCCACAUUUUCCAGCCAUGUCUCCUUUCCAUGGAGCCCAGUCCUCCAUUUCCACCCCAUCCACUCCUACUCCUCCAGUGUCAUCUGUGUAUUCUGGCCUGGCUCACUCUAGUGCUCGCACGCCCUCCCCCUUUGGCCUGGGAUUGACCACAGCUCCCUCCGUGUUCCCGGGUCUUCCUUCCGGCCCAAACCCUGCCUUCCCAGGAUUUGGAGGCUCAGGGCCCACUGCAGCAGGUAGUCCGGUGCUGUCCUCCUUAAUGGGGCUUCCAGGAGCCUCUUCCUCAGUAGCCACCGUUACACCUCUCCAGGCAGCAGCAGUCGCAGCAGCUGCUGCAGCAGGAGUCCCCUCCUCAUCUGCUGUGCUUCCUGGAUUUGCCUCUGCAUUCAGCUCUAACUUCAACCCCGCCCUUGUUGGCCAGACUGGGUAAUUUUUUCUUCUUCUAUUUAAUUGUUGCACAAGUUUAUAAAGUAUUAAGCAGAGAGGUUUGAAUACUAUUCUAGGGUUGAAUUAGGGCAAGGGUACCAAGCCCUGCUCCUGGAGGACUACCUCCUGCAUACUCCAGUUCCAACCCUGCUCCAACACAUCUGCCUGUUAUUUUCAAGUAAUCCUGAACACAGUUUAUUAGGACUUGAUUAGCUGAUUCAGGUGUGUUAAAAAAACACCUGCCGGAUGGUAGCCCUCUAGGAGCAGGGUUGGCUACCCCAUGAUUUAGGAUUAUUUGAAAUAAGCAGAAAGUGCUAAACCAGGGGUGUCCAAUCCUGGUCCUGGAAAUCUACCUACCUGCAUAGUUCAGUUCAUCUGUCUGUAAUCAUCAAGUGCUCCUGAAGAUCUUUGCUGGAAGGUAGAUAAUUGGGAACGGGAUUGAGCACCUCUGUGCUAAACUAAUAUGGAGCAUCUACAUUGUCAAUGGUAUGUAAAUAACAGUUCUAAAACUUAGUGAGCUGCCUACUUAGCCAGCAUUAUAGGUGCACAACACCAGGGCUUCUCUAGGAAAUGUAGG
Messenger RNA from Sinocyclocheilus grahami, 2429 nucleotides. Its product is annotated as proline and serine-rich protein 1-like. The coding region runs from base 219 to 1856 and encodes 545 amino acids. The record is from RefSeq and is a predicted model, not a curated record. Lineage: Eukaryota; Metazoa; Chordata; Actinopteri; Cypriniformes; Cyprinidae. The transcript has 2 exons.